GACUGAAAUGGUUUAUUGUGUUCACAGAGGCUCAGCUGCCCUGGGAUUUAUUCCGCUGUGGAGAUUGUAAGCAGCCAUUGAUGCAUCUCGGGGUGUCUGAGUCCAUGAGAGAGUGCGAGUACAGUCAAAUAAGCACUCGCAGCUCAACACCAAUGGAGACCCCUUACAAGAAAAAGACCCAAAAGAAGAGGAAGUGGGAGUCCUUCCCAGGUCGAAAUAAGUUUUACUGCGAUGGGAGGAUUAUGAUGGCCAAGCAGACAGGGGUUUUCUACCUCACCCUGGUCCUCAUUCUAGUGACUUGUGGACUUUUCUUCACCUUUGAUUGUCCGUUCCUAGCUCUGCGGUUGACCCCAGUUAUCCCAGUCAUAGGAGGUGUGCUGUUUCUCUUUGUAUUGGGGACCCUCCUGAGAACCAGCUUCAGUGACCCAGGAGUGCUGCCUAGGGCCACCCCAGAUGAAGCAGCUGACCUCGAGAGGCAAAUAGAUGUUGCCAAUGGCAGCACAGGCUACAGGCCUCCUCCCAGAACUAAAGAGGUGGCCAUCAACGGCCAGACAGUCAAGCUGAAGUAUUGCUUCACCUGCAAGAUCUUCAGACCGCCUCGUGCCUCCCACUGCAGCCUCUGUGACAACUGUGUGGAACGUUUUGACCACCACUGUCCCUGGGUGGGAAACUGCGUGGGAAGAAGGAACUACCGUUUCUUCUACAUGUUCAUCCUCUCCCUCUCCUUCCUCACCAUCUUCAUCUUUGCCUUCGUCAUCACACACAUCAUUUUACGCUCCCAUCAACAUGGGUUCCUCAGCGCACUAAAAGACAGUCCUGCCAGUGUGAUGGAGGUGGUGGUGUGUUUCUUUUCUGUAUGGUCAAUAGUGGGCUUAUCAGGCUUCCAUACUUAUCUAAUCAGCUCAAACCAGACGACCAAUGAAGAUAUAAAAGGGUCCUGGUCUUCUAAAAGAGGGAAAGACAACUAUAACCCGUACAGCCAUGGCAAUAUAUUCACCAACUGCUGUGCAGCGCUGUGUGGACCCCUUCCGCCGAGUCUCAUCGACAGGCGGGGCUACAUCCAAUCAGAUACACCGCAGCUGGCACCACCGACCAAUGGCAUCACUAUGUACGGUGCCACACAGUCACAGCAGAGCCACAUGUGUGACCAAGACCAGUGCAUUCAGAGCACCAAAUUCGUUUUACAGGCCGCCGCCACACCUCUCCUCCAGCAGCAGAGCAGUGAGCCCGUCAUCCUGACCACUUCCCCUGAAAAUGGAGGAGCUCUAACUGGCCGCACGUCCCUCACCCUUGGUGGCCCAUGCACAUCACUCCCUCUCGGCCAGCCCACCCCUCCAACGUCCACUCCCAGCCUAAGCCUUCACGAGGCCACUGACAUGAUGCAGAUCCAUGGACACGGCCACACGCUUAACCACAGCCACCCGCUGCAGGAGCCCGGAGCCCACCACCACUUUCUCACUCCAGAGGAGGUGCCCUCGCCACCAGGUAUGCUUCCCUGCGGAAGCCCACUUGGUCACAGCCACACGGUGCAGACUGGCUUUUACAACCCCGCCAGUCAGGACUCCCUACACGAGGACUCUGUCCGAGGACUGGUUAAGCUCAGCUCUGUUUGACAGUGGGACCCCCAGAACACAUGCAUCUGUGAAAACUUUCCUGUGCCACUUUUGUGCCAGCUCGCUCUCACCCUGAAUUACUUUACCUUUGUCUCCUCUGCAGGACUAGAGAACUGAAAAAGGCUGUGGUUUAAAUUCAGCUGCUAGAAACUAAGAGGAAUUUAACUGAGCUGGAGUGAAACCCGCUGUCCUCAGCCAAUGGUCUUGCCAAACCACUUUGGAAAUGACAGAGAUGUAUUCUGGUAUGAUGGCCUGUAUUAAAGCUCAGACAUGCCCUUUUUUAAUUCAAGGGAAGCAUAAUCUGUUUGCUCCAGGAAACAUGAUGGUGAGUUUCUUUAUCAAAGAGGCAUAUGUCUGUGAGCCAUGUCAAGCAAAAAAAAAACACGUUUUGACAGUACUUGACAAUUUUGGGGGAAAAUGAAUUUCUGUCAAUGAAUCAAAGGUCCAGCAGGUUUUUUUGUACAACCAACUCUAGCCUUUUUGCCUGUUGCUGAUUGGACAGCAUAUUUUGCCUUUUUUUUUUUUCUUUCUCUUCGAUGUUCUCAGCAGUGCAAUGGUUGAUGUCAUAAUGUUGCAUAUCAUCCUGCUUUUUCUAUGUUGAAAAUAUAAGAGACUGUUGUACUGAACCAUGGUAAUUACAAAUUGUAUUUCCUGUGGAUAUUAAUAAAACACCAACUUUUUAUCAGA
Labrus mixtus (cuckoo wrasse) is the source of this 2300-nucleotide messenger RNA. RefSeq names its product zinc finger DHHC-type palmitoyltransferase 14 (gene zdhhc14). Gene Ontology annotation, biological process: protein targeting to membrane; peptidyl-L-cysteine S-palmitoylation. Lineage: Eukaryota; Metazoa; Chordata; Actinopteri; Labriformes; Labridae. The record is from RefSeq and is a predicted model, not a curated record. The coding region runs from base 81 to 1613 and encodes 510 amino acids. The transcript has 9 exons. Gene Ontology annotation, molecular function: protein-cysteine S-palmitoyltransferase activity. Gene Ontology annotation, cellular component: Golgi apparatus; endoplasmic reticulum.